Tripterygium wilfordii is the source of this 1556-nucleotide messenger RNA. Its product is annotated as protein FEZ-like. Gene Ontology annotation, biological process: regulation of DNA-templated transcription. NCBI's taxonomy places the organism in Eukaryota, Viridiplantae, Streptophyta, Magnoliopsida, Celastrales, Celastraceae. Bases 349 to 1536 code for a protein of 395 amino acids. The record is from RefSeq and is a predicted model, not a curated record. Gene Ontology annotation, molecular function: DNA binding. The transcript has 3 exons.
AGAAGUGGCUUCAUUAAGAGAGUUACCAUUCCCUUGACUUGGUUUAAAUUUCCUUGGUUGCAGAGUAGCUUAAAUUCUUACCAAGUCACCUUGAUUUUCACAUUUAACAUAGUCAUCAUCCUUAAAGGACGGCCUAAGAUUCGGGUUCAGACACCUUCAUAGGAAGCAAUUAAUUCAAGGAAGCUUUGAAUUUAGUGAAAACUGUCUUCUUUUCCUUCUUGAGGGUUCAUCUUCUAGUACUAGUACUGGUUCACAGCUUGGGUCCUGCUCUACUGUUCCAUUAAUAAGUUUUAGUGCUUGUUUAGUCUCAUAAAGAGAAGGGUUUUAAGGGAGAAAGGAAGAGAAACCAUGGAUGAAAAACAUGAUGCAGAUAAGGUGGAUGAUGUUAUGCUUCCUGGGUUCCGGUUUCAUCCGACCGAUGAAGAGCUUGUUGGGUUUUACCUGAAGAGGAAAGUACAGCUGCGUCAGCUUGCAAUCGAGCUUAUUAAGCAAGUUGAUAUCUAUAAAUAUGAUCCCUGGGAUCUUCCAAAACUGGCACCUACUGGGGAGAAGGAGUGGUACUUCUACUGUCCGAGGGACCGGAAAUACAGGAACAGCGCGCGGCCAAACAGAGUCACGGGAGCUGGAUUUUGGAAGGCUACCGGAACAGACCGUCCGAUUUACUCCUCUGGUGGCACCAAAUGCAUUGGUUUGAAAAAAUCACUUGUGUUCUACAGAGGCAGAGCUGCUAAAGGGAUCAAAACUGACUGGAUGAUGCAUGAGUUUCGACUUCCUUCGCUCUGCGAUCCUUCACCACCAAAGAAACUCUUAGACAAAAGCUUUCCUGCAAAUGAUGCUUGGGCUAUUUGUAGGAUAUUCAAGAAAACCAAUUCAAUGGCGCAACGAGCACUUUCGCUCUCCUGGGUGUCGCCGUUUCCAGCAGAAGUUCCAAGAUCAGAUGUUCUUAAUCAAGAGGGAUACUGUCCUCAGUUCAGUUCAGAGAACAUAUCUUGCACAACUGAAAUCGGAUCAGUCAUCCCAUUUAGCAGCAACAAUGGAUUACAACAUGCAUCUGCCGCGACUUUCGCUGCUUUAGACGUCCUCUCACACAAACCACUUCAUCCUACAUUCUACAAACCAUCUCUAAUCCCCAACUCAAACGGAGAGCUUCCAAAUAGUUUCAUGUUUUCGCAGUCUGAGCCCACCAAAUGUACAGUUGACACUUCUUCCAUGCUACUCAACCAGGCCUUAGUUGGGGAUAUCAGUAAAGGCUGCUCAGAGACCGUAGAUUUUUCAGGGCCUCAACAGUUCAAUGGCUUCUCAAUCAGUAUGCACCAAAAUAUGCAAGGAACUAUGGAUCAGGGAGGCUUGAGAAAGAACCAAAGUGAAAGUCAUGAUACUAACCAGUGGGGGACACUUGGAUCUCCUGGAUUCCCCUUCAGUUUGCCUUCUGGUGUAUCUAAUGACUGGAAACUUGAUUUGCCUUGGGACUCUAACUCACCACCUUGUAUUAGUGAUAUGUCUACUUCUUACUCCACAAACAAAUGCUAUGCUUAAAAAGAUGUUUAAUUCAGUUU